This is a messenger RNA of Puccinia graminis f. sp. tritici CRL 75-36-700-3, 618 nucleotides long. RefSeq lists its product as uncharacterized. Lineage: Eukaryota; Fungi; Basidiomycota; Pucciniomycetes; Pucciniales; Pucciniaceae. The transcript is spliced from 3 exons. The coding region runs from base 1 to 618 and encodes 205 amino acids. The record is from RefSeq and is a predicted model, not a curated record.
AUGAGAGUUGAGAAUGUUGGAGUCACGAUCUUUCGCAGAAAAAAUAGUGAUAAAUGCGUUGUUCACCUCGAGGUUGGCAUGGGCUCCGGCCCGCCCGGGGCUUGCAUCGGGAAGUUGGAACGGCACUUUGAUAUCCAUGAAGCUCGGCUGCGAGUCGAGACUUCUUUGGCCAACAAAUUGUUCUCAAGUCCCAUCAGCAAGCCAUCGGUCCGAUUGGAAGGGACUUGGCCCAAACUUUUUCGAUCGAAACCGAACACCGCCCCAGCUGAUGGAACCAGAGGAGAAAAAACGGCUUUUUUGAUCGCGGGGGAAUUCAGACGACUUCAGAAGUACGAUUUCUCUUGGCCGACUGAUACUGAGGACGAGGCCUCGAUCGAACGGCUCAGGCCGAAGAAAGAUCUCCUUAUUCGUUUAGACUCAGACCUUCUACCUUCAAUCAACGAGCAAUGCUCCAGACUAGCAGGAUUGCUACGCGACCCACCUGACUUGGGGGAAGACCCGGCCUCAAUUUUCAAGAUCAUCUCAGAGAUUCAGGCCAAUCUUCAUCGGACUCUGCCCCAAACGAUUCAGACGCUUAAUGAACUCUUCCCCACCCAAACGAUUCAGACGCUUAAUUGA